Molecule: messenger RNA, 7390 nt
Organism: Clarias gariepinus (North African catfish)
Lineage: Eukaryota; Metazoa; Chordata; Actinopteri; Siluriformes; Clariidae
Exons: 11
Coding region: 295-7068 (2257 amino acids)
Biological process (GO): regulation of double-strand break repair via homologous recombination; male meiotic nuclear division; homologous chromosome pairing at meiosis
Cellular component (GO): nucleus
Source: RefSeq, a predicted model, not a curated record
UACAAAGGCACAUCACGCCGCUUACUUAGAUGCUUAAGCAAGCUUUCCAAAAUGUCAUGAAGUCACAUGAUUUAACCCGAACAAACGGAUGAUAGAGUGCUUAUCUACAGAGUAGUCAAAGGUCAGUUUUGAAGAGAAGUGCAACAUUGAAUACAUGCUGGAACUAGGACAUCUGUGUAGCAAAGACCUUUGCUGGCAUGAAGCUUGACAACUAUUCAAACUGUGCUGCUGUAACAAAGCCAGCAAGUAACACUUCUACAACACAAACAGAGUCGUAUUCUGCAGUAGGCAAUCAUGGAAGUACAAGAAAGGAAAGGAUCCGUUAAGAUUUCAACACCUAAACCGUCUAAGCCAGUAGUAACCGUGGCAUUGAGGAACUUCAUCAUACCCAGAAAGAAGCGGGUUUCUGGACAAGUCCUCCUGGAGCCUUGUCCAGAAGACAGUCGUGAUUUCACUCUCAUUCAGUCUAAACUGAGAGAAUCCAGAUUAGACAUCAGGAAGGAGCAUGCUAACACCUGGCUGUGGAAAGAUGUCAAAUUAGUACACAAUGAUGACUUUCUUAGGGAAUUCUCUGAAAAAAGAUCAGAGAUGCGUACAAAAGGUAGACAUGGAAGAGAAAUGGAAGAACGUUAUUGCUUCUUGGUAGCAUCUUAUGAAGCAACAAGCCAAAUUUACCAGUUUGGAUUAAGGACUGACAGCCAGGACCAGUGUUUUUUGGGAAAACCUUCACAUGGGGUUUAUUUGUUCAAGCAUGUCGAUGUGGCUCUGAAGCAUGCAGCUGCUACAAGCACAUUUAAUGGGAAAUAUCUGAUUGUUUUCAAGGUGCUUUUUGGAAAGGUGAAAAAAGUCACACCAAGUUUGGAGUGGAACAGAACCGUAGACCCUAUGGUUGGCUUUGACUGUCACAUGGCAAAAGACGCUGUUUCUUAUCGGGACAGUGUUUCCCAGCAGGUUUUGGGUUCAUCGGUGUUUCUAUUCGACUACAACGAAAACCAGGAACUCAACACACGGCCAAGGCAAUGUUUGCCAUAUGCAGUGGUUUCAUUUGUGCCAGCCAUUAAUGCUACAGCAGCAACCACCACAAGUCCACCUCUAUCACCUACUAAACCUUCUGCUGACCUUAUUAAUGGCCCUCUAGAGCAUUUGAAAGGCUGCACUGUGGCUAAGAGAACAGGAAAAGGAGAGAAUGCCACAGUGACAUUCAAACGUUUUGCAACAACACAAGGCUCCCCAGGUGUGGAGUACCAGUCACAAACUCCAAGAGCGGAGGUUAAUGAAGUAGACGCUACUCUGUUUCAGUACAGUGAUCUGCAAACACCUGCUCCUUUUAUCCCUCAUCAGCAUUAUGUGCCUUAUUAUAAUACAACAGAAUAUUUCAAUCCUUCACUACCAUAUUAUGACAGUGGCAUUGCAUGGCAACACUAUUUGGACAAAUCUGCAUUGUUUUCAAAUAUACACAGCCUGAACAGCACAAGAAUCUAUGGAGGUAAUACAGACACUGUGGAGGUAAUGCCUCAAAUGACAUCAGAAAAAAUCUCCACCAUAGUUUAUUCAUCCCGUCUGGUUAAGGACCCAAGGUUAUCCAGGCAAGAAACAAAUAUACAAAGGAAAAGCUCAGAGGAAGAAAGAUCAAAUGUUCCAGAGUGUGAGGAACAGGGACACGAGGCAAAUUCACAAAACCAAAAAGAGGAAAAUGACUUCACUUUAUCUUGUGAGUCACUGGAACUGGAUGAACACAAAGGAGGCAGGAUCCCUAAACCUGCACUAGAUGAUCCAGGCAAAUCCAAUCUCACUGUACAACCAAAGGCUGAAAAUAUGCCUUCAAUUAAGCUAUUUAAAAUGAAAUUCCAAAAAUAUGGUGCAUACUUCAAGAUGACAAAGGAGGAAAGGCAUGCAAAAAUAUGGUCCAAAGAAAAUUUUACCACAGAGCAAAAACAAUUAUUGAUUGACCGUAUACAUUUCUAUGAGAUGCAUCACCAAAGGUAUAAACAGGGACUGCUUUUUCAAAAAGACACUGAGACAGAAAUUGCAUUUAGUUCGUCUCAAACAGAGCCACAACACAAUGCUGUCUGCCCUUCCACACUGCAGCAUUCCCCUUUAAUGACAAAAGGGAACCAAUGUGAAGUGAAUCAACCCCAUAUGAGACAUUCAGUACGUGCCCCUGUUUCUAAUUUGACAUCCACCACAGGUUUGGUGGACGAUCAGAAAAAUGAAGUAGAUGUUCUGAGUUCAGACAGUGAUCAGUUGAGCCAGGAUAUUUGUAGACCAAAAGAAAAUAGUGUGCAGGAACACAAGCAAGAUCCUUCUUCAGAUUCUCAAAUUGGGCCUCAAGAUGAAGGUGUAGUUAAAUCUGUAAAAGAAAAAGAAAUGAUUUCAGAAACUGUACAGGGUACGAUGCAAUCAGAAUCCAAACCUUUGGAAAGUACCCGUGAUUCUGAGCAAUCUUCAAGUCCUUCAGUAGAAGUUGAGAUAAAUAACCAAGAUGUUCAUGAAAGUAAGAUUCCCAUAAGUCCAAAAGAGUCAUUUGCAUGUAAAUCUACACUAAGUAACACCGUAGAAGACUGUCCUGAAUUUGAGCAACACAUCAUAGACAUAGAAGUGGCCAACUGUGUUGAUGUCUCAGCUACUGAGUUACCAGAAUGCAGUGACUGCUCUUAUGCUACUGCAACGGAGCAAGGUCAUAACAGUCAAAAUAGUAAUGAAAAACAAGACAGGGAAGCAUUGACUCAUUCUAAAUCAGAUGCGAAUUCUGAGAUGUCCAUAGAGGUUGAAAGGGGAGAAGCACAACAACACAACACUAUUUACAAUGCAUUAUAUGAACGAUUACAGUUAGAUCAACUAUUGUCCAAUUCAAAUGAAGCAAACUUUUUCUCCAACAAAUCUUAUCUCAGACCAAAAGCUCUAGACAAAACCCCCAUUACCAAUUUACCAGAUAGUCAUAUUAAUGAAACAAUGUCGAAGGACGAAGACCUCCAGCUUAUACUUAAGGUAAAAUCCAACCAAAAACCCCCAGAAAAACUUACGCUUUCUGAACGAUUCUCAAAAUUGAGAUGCCUUGGUCACAACCUAGCAGCUGUUGUUCAUGAAAAUAGGUUAAACCAUAGCUAUCCAGCUCAUCCCAAUGGAGAUUUGAAAUAUAAACCAGAAGGACUAAUCUCGUGCAGUAAUGGAGAGGAAGUUACAGGAAACAAUAAUGCUGAAUUGAUUAAACUCAUGGCACAGAGAUACAAUGAAAAUAGGCUAACGGCAAACUUUAAACGGGUUAGACAGAAAUGUUCAAAAGUCCUGCGCAGAAAAAUCUCUAGAUUAUUGAGAAACAGACCUUCAGGUCAAUUGCCAUUUCAUGUUCUGAGUAAGAUGAGGCACGUUAGGAAGAUUCACUUAUUGAAAGCGAAGAGUAACCAGCAAAAGACAAAACUAGCCUUAAAAAUUAGUUCUUGUGGUCAAGCUUCAUUUAACAAGAGGAGUUCUGAAUCAGCAAGUGGUUGUUCAUUUACAGAGACAGCUAAUGAUGCUGACGAAGAUUCAGAUUUACACCUUAAUUCAGUUUCUGCGUUGCAGUCUUGGGCUGGUUCUCAAAGUCAUGGUCAGCUUCUGAACAAGGAGUCCAAUCAGAAUGAUAAUGCCAGUAAUAUUUCACCUGAAGAGGGUGCCUGCGUAGACAGUGAAAUUAAGACUGGACAUGGUGAUGAGACCCGUCAAACUAAAGGACAGUGCAUUAAUCCUGCUGAACAAUCAGCAGAAAUUGUCUACCAUGAUGCUUCAGAGUUUUCAAGUCAAAACAAUCUCAACACAUCACAAGAAAGCAUCACUGUAGAUCCUGAAGAGCCAGUAAUAAUUGAGGAAAUAGAAACAAAUUGCGGAACAAACAAUAACAAGACCAGUCAUCAAGAAAAAUCCUCACUGAUCACAUGUUGUGGCAUUAAUGAGUCAAGUAAUGGUGAGUGUGCAGAAGCAGAGCAGAAGGAAGAGGCAUUGUUACAGAAAAAGCUAUCUCAGGAGGACAGUUGUGACACUAAAGAGAUUUCACCUGAUUACAACACUGGAGCUUAUGAGGACACAAGUAGCCCUGUUCCCACUGUCUCAAGUAUCCCUAGUGAUAUAACAUCAGGUAAUAUGAUCAGCGGCUGUACUGCCAAAGCCCAGAGAGCCAUGACUCCAGAUUCACCUAGAGUAAUGAAUAAUGAGAUUGACACUCAAACCAAGGAUGGGAUUCUUUGUGACAGUGUUGUGGACAAUUCUGGUAGUGGUUUAACCAAAGGGGUUUUAAGCACUAACAAAUCAGAGGAGAGUGAUAAAAAUGCCAAUCUUCAAGACAACAAUCCAAAGAGCACGGAUGCAAAUGAAAAGGAGUUAGUUCCAAGAAAAGAGAUGUCAGAAGCAGAAUGUUUAAACACGCCGAACGGUGCCAAAGACAACGUCGCGGGAAUCUUCAAAGAAACCACAAAUCAUCUUCGGAGAUUAGCGUCAGGUUCUCAGCACCAUUCUCCCUUACAGGAUACUAAAAGCAGUGGGAUAGUGAACUCCGUUGUAGAGACAACAUCGGAUUUCCAAAGCAGAAUCAUUAAAGAUGCACAAGAAGACAUUACUGUGAUAAAGGACAAUCUGCAUCCAGUAUGGCAAGGACAAGACAAAAAUAGCCUUCCACCUACUUCAGAUACACAAAUAAUUUCUAAACUGAGAGAUUACUUAACCAAAUUCGAAUUCACGGUUAAAAAACAGGACACUGUCAAUAAUACGGUAACGGAGCAUCAUGCUCCAAUGGCUUGGAUAACUUUGGAUAGUACAGCUCACAAACAGCAAUUACAUGACACAAGACACUACAGCAGACAGGGUUUAUCUGAUAUCACACAUAGACAGCAUGAAGUUAUACAUUUUCAAGGAGCCCCUACCAAACACAAGCGGAGUAAUGAGGACGGCCAACCUAACAGCUCAAUAUCAAAGAAGAGGAGAAUGAGUAAUAUGGAAAGAGUCAGUCCUGACAGUACUUUUACUGAAACAGUCAGAAAUGAGCCAAAUUCACAUCUGCUAAACAAGGACACUCAACCAUACCAUACUGCAUCUGGUGUACCCAGCAUGAACCACUGGUUACAAAAUCAUGGAAAUAAAUUGCAGGAAAAUCAAUUCAUUUGUCCCCAAGUUUUAGGAAAUCUAAGCCAGUCAAGCGGACAGCAAGGAAAUGGUUCAAGAGAACAGCCAUGUCAAAUAAAACAACCAAAUGAACAAUACGCAUAUGAAAAAGUCCAUACGACAUACAUCCAGAAUAAAUACAGUGUCACUGACAUCUCCAACACUCUAAAACUGGCUGAUCAUGCAGUUUCCUUGACCGAACUUGGCCCCUUGCAAUCAAAAUGCAAAAGAAUGCUUCAGCAUUUUAUCUCCAACUUUGAAAAAGAUCAGAACGUUUCUUUCCACCAGUCCUGCAUUACAAGAAAUUUAAUCUUGGAAAAAUAUCUAGAGCAUCCCCCUGCCCCACUGGAGCUGAAGUUUGAGGCGAUCAAUUCUUUCUUGGAACUACAGAUGAUAGUCGAGGCCAGCCAAUUUGUUGACAACAAAAUGAACUUUCUGAGAAGAAAACCAACAUUUAGGAGUCUGCUCUGGUAUGAUCCUUCUCUGUAUGGUGAACUCUACAAGGGGACUGUUGGCUUUCAGCAACAAUCAUCACUGUUUUCAGCGUUCCAGCAGUGCCUUACCAGCGAGGAUUACAGAAGAUUGCGGGAAUACUACUGCGCAGUGUCCACUCUGCAUCAGCAGCUGCAAGACGCUCCAGACACAUCUUACUACAUGUACCUGAAAACCAAGCGGGAGAGACUCGAAAUAGAAGCUGCAUUUAGAAACCCUUCUGAUGUUAAGAGCUUCUUUUUAUCUGUACCAACAGCCAUCAUGAUCAAUUUAGGGGACAGCUUGGAAAUUUUGAAGAAGACACACAAUAUAGUGUCAACUUUUAUUGAGACGCCGGCGGAUCGUUUGCCAGGCACAUUUGAUGUAGGAAAAGCUGAGCAUCUGUCUAUUAUAUGCAGAUAUCUUCAGGAAAAAAUCCUCUUCUUGAAAUCCUAUAAAGAAAUUACAAAAAUUUCAUGGUUUGGGAUGGAACAUCUUCUUUAUGAUGCAUCAAAGGUCCUUGUAUGGAGCGAGUCGGAGCAUGGUAUGCCAAACGAAGUGCUGACAAAAUACAACAGGUUAAAUUCGCAGAUUGUUUAUGGAGUGACCGAAGCUUGUGUAGCCCUUGCUAACAAAGCUGAUGCAUCCUCACAACCAGCGGACGUUGUACAAUUCACACCACCACACCAAGUGAAUGCUGUCAGAAUCCCAUCUGCAGGGUUCUCCACUGAGAGGACUCAAACCGCACUGAACAUUCACAUGGAGGAUGGAACAAAAGAGACACAUCAACCACCCAGAAGAAGAGCGACGCAUCCAUGCGUAAGAAGUAACUUUAAUGAUGGUGUUGCCCCACUUAUUCCGCCCAAUCUGGCAGCCCAACAUGAAAGCUCACCUCUUUACCCCGAUUUCACCCAAAGAAGUAAUGCACUGAAUUGGAGAAUUCCCAGAAAUCAUUCUUGGGACUGGAGGCCAGCAGACCCGAUCCAAUCGACACCGCACUCCGAAGUAAGGGCUCUGCUUUUGUCUAAGAGGAUACCUGCUUCGCAAACAAAACCGAGGACAACGUCUUUGACAGAUCUUCCAAAUAGCCAUGCAGUCAGACAACAACAACCGUCACAACCACUGAUUGUGAAACCUAGACCAGUUGAGAGAUGUACCGUUCAGCCAACGAUCAGUGCCCCUCAGCAUCCGGAGCUCCUAAAAGAGCAAGCGAACGAGUUCUGCGUUCCAAUGAUAACGCAAUUUCACUAUCCCAGUUUCCCCCCAGACGCACCCUCAGUAAUCCCUCCACCUCUUCCACCACUGUCUUUCUCCAGCACCUCGAAUCAAGUAGCACUGCAUAACAAUCCAACACCAAUAAGCUACCCUUUCUUUGUCUUCAAUGGACAAACAUACUCCACUAUAGGCUCUACUGUGCCUGUGCCAUCUCUUCAUACUGAAACUCAAUAUCUUCCUCGCCCUGUUUAGAGAGCAUAGAGUAUUCGCUACUGUUAGAGUCUGUUGUUUCCUUUAAGGAUUGUCUUUGUUACAAAAUUCUGUUAUGUUUAUUAUUCUACGACAAACUCAGUCUACUUUAAUAUUCUGUUUACUGGUUCUUACCUUAUAUGUUAAACACAUUAACUGUAAGUAGGCAAAACAACAGUCUCUUUUUAUACUGUGAUAGGUUUGUGAAUAGUUGUUACAUUUAAGGUUUUUUACGAAUAAUAUAUUUUAAUGUUAAACUGUUUAUAUGUUUAUAAUGACUAAAAAUGCACUUUGUUUUAUAGUUUCAAAUCUGUUAAAUAUAUGU